CGCUCUUCCUUUGCUGAAGGCCAGCGCUGAAGACUUCAGAGUCAUGAGAAGGAUGCUUCUGCACUUGAGUGUUCUGACUCUCAGCUGUGUCUGGGCCACUGCCAUGGAGAUUCCCAUGAGCACAGUGGUGAAAGAGACCUUGACACAGCUGUCCGCUCACCGAGCUCUGUUGACAAGCAAUGAGACGAUGAGGCUUCCUGUCCCUACUCAUAAAAAUCACCAGCUAUGCAUUGGAGAAAUCUUUCAGGGGCUAGACAUACUGAAGAAUCAAACUGUCCGUGGGGGUACUGUGGAAAUGCUAUUCCAAAACCUGUCAUUAAUAAAGAAAUACAUUGACCGCCAAAAAGAGAAGUGUGGCGAGGAGAGACGGAGGACGAGGCAGUUCCUGGAUUACCUGCAAGAGUUCCUUGGUGUGAUGAGUACAGAGUGGGCAAUGGAAGGCUGAGGCUGAGCUGCUCCAUGGUGACAGGACUUCACAAUUUAAGUUAAAUUGUCAACAGAUGCAAAAACCCCACAAAACUGUGCAAAUGCAAGGGAUACCAUAUGCUGUUUCCAUUUAUAUUUAUGUCCUGUAGUCAGUUAAACCUAUCUAUGUCCAUAUAUGCAAAGUGUUUAACCUUUUUGUAUACGCAUAAAAGAAAUUCCUGUAGCGCAGGCUGGCCUCAAACUGGUAAUGUAGCCAAGGAUAACCUUGAAUUUCUGAUCCUCCUGCCUCCUCUUCCUGAAGGCUGAGGUUACAGACAUGCACCAUUGCCACUAGUUCAUGAAGUGCUGGAGAUGGAACCCAAGGCUUUGUGCAUGUUACCAACUGAGUUAUACUCCCUCCCCCUCAUCCUCUUCGUUGCAUCAGGGUCUCAAGUAUUCCAGGCUGACUUUGAACUCAGUGUGUAGCCAAGGGUGACCCUGAACUCUUGGUCCAGAUGGACGCAGGAGGAUCACAUACCCAACCUUAGCAUCCUUUCUCCUAGCCCCUUUAGAUAGAUGAUACUUAAUGACUCUCUUGCUGAGGGAUGCCACACCGGGGCUUCCUGCUCCUAUCUAACUUCAAUUUAAUACCCACUAGUCAAUCUCUCCUCAACUCCCUGCUACUCUCCCCAAACUCUAGUAAGCCCACUUCUAUUUCUUGGGGAGAGAGAAGGUUGACUUUUCUUAUGUCCUAUGUAUGAAUCAGACUGUGCCAUGACUGUGCCUCUGUGCCUGGAGCAGCUGGAUUUUGGAAAAGAAAAGGGACAUCUCCUUGCAGUGUGAAUGAGAGCCAGCCACAUGCUGGGCCUUACUUCUCCGUGUAACUGAACUUAAGAAGCAAAGUAAAUACCACAACCUUACUACCCCAUGCCAACAGAAAGCAUAAAAUGGUUGGGAUGUUAUUCAGGUAUCAGGGUCACUGGAGAAGCCUCCCCCAGUUUACUCCAGGAAAAACAGAUGUAUGCUUUUAUUUAAUUCUGUAAGAUGUUCAUAUUAUUUAUGAUGGAUUCAGUAAGUUAAUAUUUAUUACAACGUAUAUAAUAUUCUAAUAAAGCAGAAGGGACAACUC
Mus musculus (house mouse) is the source of this 1534-nucleotide messenger RNA. It is a transcript of the gene Il5, whose product is annotated as interleukin 5. Gene Ontology annotation, cellular component: extracellular region. The record is from RefSeq and is marked validated. The transcript is spliced from 4 exons. The coding region runs from base 44 to 445 and encodes 133 amino acids. Lineage: Eukaryota; Metazoa; Chordata; Mammalia; Rodentia; Muridae. Gene Ontology annotation, biological process: positive regulation of B cell proliferation; interleukin-5-mediated signaling pathway; positive regulation of podosome assembly. Gene Ontology annotation, molecular function: growth factor activity; interleukin-5 receptor binding; cytokine activity.